AUGAAGCUUUGGAUUUUUUUUCUAUGGUCAAUUGUGGUUGCAUCUGAUCCUUUCCAGUCACAGCCUUCUUUUUCUACAGUCAGAGGUUCUUGUCAGAGUCUGUGUUCCUGUGAAGAAAAGGAUGACACCAUGAUUAUCAACUGUGACAAAAGAGACAUCAAGAUGAUAUCAGAAAUAAAUGUCCCACCAUCACGGCCUUUCCAUCUUAAUCUGUUAAACAAUGGUCUGAGUAUGUUACACGUGAAUGAUUUUGCUGGCCUUGUUAAUGCUGUUUCUCUGCAUCUUGGUUUUAACAAUAUAGCAGAUAUUGAGCCUGGGGCUUUCAAUGGUCUCAGCCUUCUUAAGCAACUUCAUAUCAAUCACAAUUCUUUGGAAACACUUAAAGAGGAUACGUUUAAUGGAUUGGAAAAUUUGGAAUUUCUUCAAGCAGACAACAAUUUCAUCACAGUGAUUGAAGCAAGUGCCUUCAGCAAGCUCAACAGGCUUAAAGUGCUUAUUUUGAAUGAUAAUGCCAUUGAGUAUCUUCCUCCAAACAUAUUUCGUUUUGUGCCAUUGACCCAUUUAGAUCUGCGUGGAAACCAGUUGCAGACACUGCCCUAUGUUGGCUUUUUGGAACACAUUGGAAGAAUACUAGACCUUCAGUUGGAAGACAAUAAAUGGGCCUGUAACUGUGAUUUGUUGCAGCUGAAGAUAUGGCUAGAAAACAUGCCUCCUCAAUCCAUAAUAGGGGAUGUUGUAUGCAACAGUCCUUCAGUUAUCAAAGGCAGCAUAUUAAGCCGGCUGAAAAAAGAAUCACUUUGUCCCACCCAUCCUGCUAAUGAACUUGAAGAUCCUUCAGGGUCACUGCCCUUGGUUGUAACCACCUCUAUCAGUGACAACCAUCUAUCAACUAAGGUGAUUCCUCUCCUGAAAGCUCCUACUAAAGAACCAAGUUUUGUGCUUCAUACUUCCAAGCCUACUACGUUUCCAGUAAUCUCUUGUCCUGUCCCUUGUCACUGCACCAGCCAUAUGCUCUCAGGAGUUCUUAUGCACUGCCAGGAGCGAAAUAUUGAAAGCUUGUCUGAUUUAGGACCCCCUCCUCCAAAUCCUAAAAAGCUUAUCCUAGCUGGAAAUAUUAUUCAGACACUCUUGAAAUCAGAUCUUGUGGACUAUGCCAGCCUGGAAAUGCUUCACCUGGGGAACAAUCGCAUUGAGAUCCUUGAGGAAGGCUCCUUUAUGAAUCUGACUAAACUACAGAAACUGUAUCUCAAUGGGAAUCAUCUUACAAAGCUAAGUCAGAAUCUCUUCCUUGGCCUUCAGCACCUUGAGUACUUGUACCUUGAAUAUAAUGCCAUCAAAGAAGUUUUACCAGGGACAUUUAAUGUAAUGCCAAAACUGAAAGUCCUCUACCUAAAUAACAACCUUUUGCAGGCUUUGCCACCCCAUAUCUUUUCAGGUGUUCCCCUCACCAGAUUAAAUUUGAAAACAAACCAAUUUGCUCAUUUGCCAGUGAGCAAUGUAUUGGAUGAACUGGAUAUGCUGGUACAAAUUGAACUUGAAGACAACCCUUGGGACUGUACUUGUGAUUCAGUUGGACUGCAAAAAUGGAUACAAAAAUUGAGUAAGAAUACCAUGAUGGGUGAUAUUUUUUGUAAAUCUCCUGGGCACUUAGCAAAAAAAGAAUUGAAAUCCCUAAACAGUGAAGUUUUGUGUCCAGGUUUAAUAAACAGCCCUGCCCUACCAACUCAUGCCAGUUUUGUAGUUGUGACAACUUCUUCUCCUACUGCCAACACUGCAGACACCAUCCUGAGGUCCCUCACAGAUGCUGUCCCACUUUCUGUUCUAAUAUUAGGACUGCUCAUUGUGUUUAUAACUAUUGUAUUUUGUGCAGCAGGAAUAGUUGUUCUUGUUCUACACCGGCGCCGAAGAUACAAGAAGAAACAAGCGGAUGAGCAAGUGAGGGACAGCAGCCCUGUCCACCUUCAGUACAGCAUGUACGGGCAUAAGACAACACACCACACCACAGAGCGCCCAGCUGCCACUCUCUAUGAGCAGCGAAUAGUUACCCCCAUGGUUCAGGUGUACCACAGCCCGUCCUUCAGCCCCAAGCAUACCGAGCAGCAACAGGAGGAGGGAAGUGAGAAGGAAGCUAAUGAUUCCAAAUAUCUUCGCCGAAGUCUCCUGGAAAGAGAGAACAGUUCACCACUUACAGGUCCAAAUGUCAAAUACAAGGCUACAGAUCAAUCUGCUGAAUUUCUGUCUUUUCAGGAUGCUAGCUGUUUGUAUAGAAACAUUCUUGAAAAAGAGAGAGAACUGCAGCAACUAGGGAUCACAGAGUAUCUAAGAAAAAAUAUUGUCCAGCUCCAGCCAGAUAUGGAAGUUUGUUAUCCUGGAACACAUGAAGAGUUGAAGCUAAUGGAGACACUCAUGUACUCCAGGCCAAGAAAGGUUUUUCUAGAACAAACUAAAAAUGAGUAUUUUGAGCUCAAGGCUAAUUUACAUGCUGAGCCUGACUAUCUGGAAGUCCUGGAGCAGCAAACGUGA
Molecule: messenger RNA, 2523 nt
Organism: Poecile atricapillus (Black-capped chickadee)
Lineage: Eukaryota; Metazoa; Chordata; Aves; Passeriformes; Paridae
Gene: SLITRK6
Product: SLIT and NTRK like family member 6
Exons: 1
Coding region: 1-2523 (840 amino acids)
Biological process (GO): axonogenesis; positive regulation of synapse assembly; regulation of presynapse assembly
Cellular component (GO): membrane
Molecular function (GO): protein binding
Source: RefSeq, a predicted model, not a curated record